UUCGCUGCAAGAAUAAGGUUGUUUAUGUGGCCUGUUCUUCUAUAUUUUGGCUGCCGAGUUCGUGGCUCGCCUCUACUCUUUGUUUCGUGCAUGAUAGACACUUGGUGAUCAAAGCAGGAGAAGGAGAGGGCGAAAGAGAAAGGAAGAGACUCGAAAGGAGCGAGCGAGCGACAGAGGGAGAGAGAGAUGGCUAAUAUCUGGAAAUCUAAGGUUCUUCCAAAGAUUAAGAAGGUUUUUGGUAGUGGCGGCAGCAAGAAGGCUGCUGUAGCUGAGGCCAUCAAGUCCUUCGAUGAAUCGAAGGAGGAGAUCAGCAAGGAGUUGGAAGAGAAGAAGACUGAACUCCAACCCAAAGUCGUAGAGAUCUAUGAAGCUUCUCCUGCUGAGAUUAAGUCUUUGGUGAAGAAACCUACAGAGUCUGGUCUGAAGAAGAACUCGGCCGCCGUCAAGAAGUUCCUCGAGGAACUAGUAAAGAUUGAGUUCCCGGGCUCCAAGCCGGUGAGCGAGGCUGCCACCAAGUACGGUCCGGCAUACGUCUCCGGUCCUGUCACGUUCAUUCUCGACAAAGUCUCCGGCCUUCUCCCUGCAGAAGAGGUCGCGGCCACUCCCGAGGCAACCGCCGAACCCGACAGCUCCAGCAAAGAGGCGACAGCCGAGGUCAUCGAGGAGAUCAAGAAAGAGGAGGCUGAGAAGGUGGAGGAGACCCCUCCUCCCGCCACCGAGACCCCCCCGCCGGCCCCAGCACCGGAGCAGGAGCCGGAGACAGCACCGGAACCUGCCAAAGCUUAAGAUGCUCUCCGUUCAGUACUCCAUGCACGAUUCCAUGUUUUACGUGAUUUAUUAUUCUUUGUUUUUAUUCGAUCACUUCCUACACUCCCUUCUCUCUUCCUUGGCGGGGGGAGUUCUUCCUCUUUUGUUCUUGUGAGGAAGGGCAUGCAAGCUAUGUGCUAUUCUGAUGGAUGAACUGCUGUGUGGUCUAUUAUGUUUGGGCUUUCUCACCA
Molecule: messenger RNA, 998 nt
Organism: Musa acuminata AAA Group (dessert banana)
Lineage: Eukaryota; Viridiplantae; Streptophyta; Magnoliopsida; Zingiberales; Musaceae
Product: plasma membrane-associated cation-binding protein 1-like
Exons: 5
Coding region: 187-786 (199 amino acids)
Cellular component (GO): plasma membrane
Source: RefSeq, a predicted model, not a curated record